Messenger RNA from Antrostomus carolinensis (chuck-will's-widow), 577 nucleotides. Its product is annotated as probable ATP-dependent RNA helicase DDX10. The record is from RefSeq and is a predicted model, not a curated record. The annotation marks the transcript as partial. Lineage: Eukaryota; Metazoa; Chordata; Aves; Caprimulgiformes; Caprimulgidae. The transcript has 2 exons.
GAUGAAGAGGAAACAGUGGCCUUUCUUGAUCACAGUGGAAGUGAAGAAGAGUUUGAUCCAAGUACUCUUCCAGAUCCUGAUAAAUACAAAGAUUCUGAUGAAGAGCAGGAUUCAGAAAGCGAAGAGAGCUAUAGUGAACUUCAGGAGAAGAGUGGAAGAAAGAAAAGAAGCUAUAGCAACAGUACUGCAGAAGAAGAAAUGCCACUGAAAAGAAAGAAGGCGAAAUUCAGUCAAGAGGAGGACCCCUAUUUGCCGUUAGAUACUGGGCUUUCUCUUGCAGAGGAUGAAGAGCUUGUACUACAUCUGCUCAACAGUCACAGCUAAUUAUUUUUCCGCAGGUUUUCUUUUCUGGGACAUCUCCACAAUUUUGUCAGUCGUCUACAGAAAAUGAAUUUGGCAUCUGGGCAGCUGGGUACCAGUGGACGUAGAUAAAUGAGUUCCAUGUGCAAUGGGAUUGCCUUAGAUUGGCUCAUAGAUUAUAGACAAUAUUUAGUUUGAUUUACAAAGCUUUCUAAAUGAACUUUCCAACCUAAAUCCCAGAUGUCAUUUUGCAGUAACGUAUUCAUAAUUUAAAAUC